AUGGAAACGAAGGAGUCUGGACGUUGUAGUCCCCGGCAAGACCAGCGCUAUUCUGCUGCUGUUGCUAGUGCUGGUGCUCCACCAAAUGGAGGAGUCGCUGGGUGGUCUGCUGUGUUCGCCUCUUUUCUACUCUUCGCCACAACCUAUGGUUACUCCUCUGCAUAUGGGGCCUUCCAGUCGUACUACGAGUCCGACUUAUUGCGCUCCAGUUCUGCAUCGCGCAUCGCUUGGAUAGGCACUAUCCAAGGUUUUUUCAUGAUCUCUACGGGCGUUUUUGCGGGGCCGCUCUUCGAUCAGGGGUACCUGCACUCCCUGAUGACUGUCGGCUGUUUCCUAAACGCUAUUGGAUUCAUGAUGCUGAGCUUAUCUACAGAGUAUUAUCAGGUAUUUCUAUCGCAGGGCGUUUGUAGUGGCAUAGGCUGUGGUUUGAUCUACGUGCCCGCCUUGUCACUCGCUUCUACCCUCUUUACCACACGCCGCAGCAUUGCCGUCGGUCUGUUAUCUUCCGGAGCUAGCAUUGGUGGAACCGUCUUUUCAAUUCUCUUCAUCCGACUGCAGCCACGGAUCGGAUUCCCCUGGACUGCGCGCACCCUGGCUUUUAUCCAAGUGGCUUGCUCGUGCAUUGCCGUCCCGAUGCUCAUAGCCACAACCAAUCCAAAACCCAGUCCGCCACGCCAGCUCAUCCACUGGCACGCACUGAAGGAGUUGAGCUUCGACGCCUAUGCAAUUGUCAUCUUCCUAUUUUUUGUCUCCUACUUCGUCCCGCUGUUCCUUUUACCCUCCUUUGCCCAGUCCGCGCUGCACAUCUCAAUAGACCUGAGCGUCUACAUGACAGCUAUAUUCAAUGCCAGCUCCAGUGUCAGCCGUAUCGGUUGCCCUCUGCUGGUUUCUCGUUUUGGCCCUAGCAAGGUCCUGUAUACUAGCAUGGCCAUUUCGGUCGUUAUCCUCUUUGGCUGGACGGGCGUCCACAAUGUUGCUGGAUGUAUUGUCUUUUGCGUCUUCCUCGGGGGAUUCACUGGCAGCGUUGUCACCGUUAUUCCGGUGUUGAUGGCUCAUCCGGUAAUUUCGCCUACCCCGUCUGUGUUUGGAACCCGAAUGGGCGUGCAGUGGUUCGCCGUCAGCUUGGGUGUGUUGAUUGGUGCGCCUAUUGGUGGUGCCCUGGAAGGAUAUGGUGGAAGCAAUGGAUUCCUGGGUAUGCAGUUGUUUAGUGCGUUGGUGAUGGCUUUGGCAACAGCAGUACUGCUUGUGCCAAUGAAGGCGAUUUGGAGAUAUGAUCACGCCCAGCGAGAAAGUGGCGUUGUCUAGAUCAAUUUUGCCGGUUGCAGGAUCAACUAAGCGACAGCCAAUGGCAGUUGUAUAUAUUGUUCUGGUGUUGAAAGUAGAUUCUCC
Molecule: messenger RNA, 1389 nt
Organism: Aspergillus piperis CBS 112811
Lineage: Eukaryota; Fungi; Ascomycota; Eurotiomycetes; Eurotiales; Aspergillaceae
Product: putative MFS monocarboxylate transporter
Exons: 2
Coding region: 1-1305 (434 amino acids)
Biological process (GO): transmembrane transport
Cellular component (GO): fungal-type vacuole membrane
Molecular function (GO): transmembrane transporter activity
Source: RefSeq, a predicted model, not a curated record